UGAAGUAACGUUUUACACACCAGAACUGCUCUUAUCUGUUAAGGUGUACUCUGUCGCCUGGGUUUCAAGGUCGAAGUUCAAGCUUAAAAAAACCUCUACAGCAUAAAAAGACCUACAGUCUGUUUGUCGGAGUCGUCGUCGCGGUGUGGACUUUUCCAUUGAGGAGUCAGAUCUCUAUACAGAGUAGAAACGGACCUGUUUAAAAGAGCACAGAAAGACAUUUAGACCAAACAGGUUGUUUAUUAAAAUUAGCAUUUUAGUUAUAGACAAGCCUGUUAGAGUAAAGCGAACAUCAACCAGCAGGAGAAGAAGAACAGACGGACUUGUGGUGUUGAGAUAUGGAGCGUCGAACUUGGGAGAAACUCGACACCUUGCUGUAUGUUCUGACGUUGCUGAGUCUUUUCCCAGGACUUCUGGCCCAGCUUCAGUUGCCGCAGACGAAUGUGGUGGCGAUUCAGGGACAGAUGGCAGUCCUUCAGGCCACAUAUUCAGGAGCUGACCUCAGUAACGCCGCCAUCAUCUGGAACUACCUGGCUGUUCAAUCCCAAAUGAUUAUUUCCUAUAUGAAUGGGCAAGUCAGCAUCAGCGAUCAGUAUAAAUACAGAGUGGGUUUUGUAAAUCAAAUGCCCAAUAGCAUUCUGUCAAUCUACAUAAAUAACAGCGUUGAGUCAGAUUCUGGACGAUACAUGUGCCAGGUUAUAUUUCCCGGGAUUCCUGGAGCUACAAAAGAGCUGACACUUAAUGUGAUUGUUCCUCCUGCCACACCUGUUUGUAAGGUGCAGGGAAAGCAAGAAGUCAAAGCUAAUGUCACUCUCACGUGCCUGUCCAGCUCUGGCAAACCUGUACCUACAUACAAGUGGUCCAAAACCAGCCCAGCCUCCGAGAUCUUUUUCCCCCCCAUGCUCAAUGAGGUUGCAGGGACCCUGAAGCUCAAUAAUCUGAGCAGCAACAUGUCAGGGAAGUAUGAAUGCACUGCCUCCAAUUCUGCAGGAGAAGCCAAGUGUUACGUCAACCUGGAGGUUUUCACCUCAUCUAAUGCUGGGGUGAUAGCUGGAGCCACAGUGGGUGCAUUGGUGGGCCUCAUCGUCAUCAUCCUUAUCAUCAUUUUCUUGUGGACACGCAGAAAGAAGGAUGUGGAGGAAGAUCUGUCCAAUGAUAUUAAGGAGGAUGCUCAGGCUCCUAAACGUGUCUCCUGGGCAAAGAGUGGAACAGGCUCAGACAUCAUCUCCAAAAAUGGCACUCUGUCUUCCGUCCGCUCCAGUCCUCUACCUCAUGACACACAGAACCACUACUACCACCAUUACCCUGUCAGACAACCCGCCACUGACACAGCCUCCAUCAUCACAGGCACCACCAGCUACCGGCCACGACCCACAGGCCUCUCCAGCUCUGUGGAACACGCUCUGCCUGGCUACAACACCACCACCACUUUCACAGUGCCAAGCAAUCCCCCAGCACCCGCCAGCUCCAACGGAGGCUCCCUACCCAGGACUGAAGCUCUUCAGCCUCCGACCUCUCAUUCCUACAUUCCUGCCCCGAGCGGAGUGAGCGCCGCCAACCUCUCCCGUAUGGGAGGUGUGCCCAUUAUGGUUCCUGCACAGAAUCAAGCUGGUUCUCUCGUCUAGGGUUGAAAUGGGUUUGCUGUUUAGAGCGCCCUCUGCUGGAACUAACACUGGAAAUGACUGAAUUUGGAGGUGGUUUUCCUAAAGGAAAGAGUCUUUCACUGACUAUCCUGAAAAUGUGCAGUAUGAUGUAAUCUUAUUUACAGAAUUGAUUUAAUUUUAUGUUUUGUGGAUCAGUUUGGGGGUAAUUAUUUUAACUGAGAAGGGCAGGUCCAGGUAAUCCAUUAAAAAGGCUUUCUUUCUGAUCACAUUUCUUAGGUCAAAAGCAAUAAAUUUAUUGCAGGCUUUUGCUUUGAACAUUUGUAUGUCCCAAAAGUUAGACUGUUUAAGACUGGAAAACGACCAACCCCGAAAUCCUGUUCUUGGCUAAAAGGAGUUGAAAGCUGAUGUGUUGUUCUGCUGUUGCCCAUCAGCCACAAGUUUCACUGUGUUGAAUGCUCUGAGAUGCCUUUCUGCUCACCAUGGUUGUAAAGAGCUGUUAUUAGAGUUAUCAGUUUUAUUCAACUCAAACAGGUCUGCCUAUUCUCCUCGACCCUCUCAUCAGCAAGGCAUUUCUGCCUAAAGAGGUUUGUGGUUUGUCGCACCAUUCGGUGUAAGCAACGAUCUCAGUCACCAAGAUCCUAUUUUUUCCACCAUUUUGAUGUUUAUGUGGACAUAAUAACUGAAGUCAUUUAUGUCUCUAUCUACAUGAUCUUUUCCACCGAUUUGGUCACAAAUACUUAUCCCUCUGGCAGCUAUAACCCCCAUUUGAUAAUACAACAGCUAUUAGCCAAGACGAGUAAAGGUGUUCUGCAAAGUUCGUCUGAAAAACCAGCCAACUAACAGCUAACCAACUAAGCCAAAAAACACAUCUUUUUCAAACUGCUGCUCAUGCAGUGUCAUCAUUUUAUGCAUUGGCUAAAGAUCAUUGGCUGUUUGGAUAAUAACAUCUGCAGGUGUUCCAAUUAAAAUGGCUGGUGAGUAUGUAUAUAGUAGGUAUUUGGAUUAAAAUAUUCAGUUACCACACAAAUAUUUAGAAUAUUAUCACACAUUUUUUUUAUCAUGUUACUUAUGACAAAUGCAGACAAAAGCACACGCGUUCUUCCUCUCAUCUCUGCCUCAGCUCACUGCACCAGUGAACAAUCAUUACUAUAGUUAAGCACAGGUGUGUGUGAUCCUUACCUUUAUUUUCCCUCAGCAGCAUUCGACCACGUACUCCUUCCACACAUUCUUUUUUUUUCUUCAAUCCGAUCAACCCAAACUAAUAGAUGCUUACAAUUAAAUUAAUAUACCUAUUAAAUAACCACAUCCACAGUAUGCAAUUUAAUUACACUUUUUUUUAAACUGCAAUGCUAGAAUAAACCAACUUCAUGCUGGAGAGAGAGAGGCAGGUCAUUAGAUCUACAUACAUGCCAAACCUUGAACACUUUCCUUGUGAAAUCUUUACAAAAUGCUGAAUUAGUAGUAAUUAGGCCAUGUGCUGCAUGUAAACUUGUGCUUUUAAACUUGCAGUUCUCUAAUAAUAUAAUUACAUGACAAUGUUCAACUUCAGAUAUUACCUUUGUAUCAUAACUUUAUUAUAUUUUUGCCUGCAGGAUGUUUUUUGUAUUUUUUAAAGGAUGAUAUAAAAAGCA
Molecule: messenger RNA, 3235 nt
Organism: Tachysurus vachellii
Lineage: Eukaryota; Metazoa; Chordata; Actinopteri; Siluriformes; Bagridae
Gene: esama
Product: endothelial cell adhesion molecule a
Exons: 7
Coding region: 339-1625 (428 amino acids)
Biological process (GO): homophilic cell-cell adhesion
Cellular component (GO): plasma membrane; adherens junction
Molecular function (GO): cell-cell adhesion mediator activity
Source: RefSeq, a predicted model, not a curated record